Carassius auratus (goldfish) is the source of this 2850-nucleotide messenger RNA. RefSeq names its product ankyrin repeat domain-containing protein 40-like. The transcript has 5 exons. Gene Ontology annotation, molecular function: protein binding. Bases 293 to 1450 code for a protein of 385 amino acids. The record is from RefSeq and is a predicted model, not a curated record. NCBI's taxonomy places the organism in Eukaryota, Metazoa, Chordata, Actinopteri, Cypriniformes, Cyprinidae.
AUCUAAAGGUGUUACACAGAAUACUGCCCCCAUCAUGGGAGGUGCGGCGCAUACGAGUGGAUUACAGUAGUCGGCGAAAGAUUAUUUGAACACAGCCCGAUUUAUUACACCGUGCCGUUUUGAUCUGAUUUCAGUCUAGAGACUGUAAAUAUACUCGUUUGUCGAAAAUCAUCCAGAACAGGCAACAGUUCAAGCCACUGCGGAGCAAGUUGAGUGUCUAUUCUUGUCUCCGGUCUUAAAAGCAGUGUGUGUCAGUUCGUAUGAAGCUUGUAUUUCCUUUUAGACUUGAAUAAUGUCAACGACAUCGCUGGAUAUAGAGCUGCAGGAGCGUCUGAGAGAGGCCAGUGCCAUCGGAGACAUUGAAGAGGUGAAGACUUUAGUGGAGAGCGGAGUCAACAUCAACUCUCAGAAUGAGAUCAACGGGUGGACGUGUUUGCAUUGGGCCUGUAAAAGAAACCACAGACACAUCGUGACCUAUCUGUUGAACGCCGGAGCCGACAAAGACAUUCUGACAGCGAAAGAAGAGUUAGCCGUUCAACUCACUUCCAAACCUGAAAUCAGAAGACUGCUUGGGGUGGAAGAGGAAGACGUGCCUGAGGUGAAGGAACCAGAGCUGCCAAUCAUCCCGAACUAUCUUUCCAACGCGCCCUUCCUGUACAGCAAGAUGGAUAACGACAGCCUGAGCAUAGCACAGCGAAACGGCACCAACAAUCAUGCAGAGCCCCUGGAGUCAGAACCAGCGACUUUAUCACCGACACAAGAGCAGCAGCUUCCGCCUCCGCAUCAGCAGCCCAAGAGCCUUUACUCAGACAGCCAGAGCCAGCAGGAGUUACCCUUCAUCCCCGUGAUGGAGCAGAACGGCCUGCCCAUGGAGCUCUCCUCAGAGACUCCUCACAACAACCACUGCGAGUUUACACACCCUCAUCCCAUAGCACAGAACGGCCCGGUGUGUCCCUCGCUUCCUUCUCCCAGCGGAGGCACCGGCCAGCCGCAGGGCCCCAGUCCCACGGUCACCCGGCAGCCCUCCAUCCCACAGCAGAUCAACUGCUCCCAGCUCGGGGGCUCCAUGCCGGCCUUCCAGCCCUUCUUCUUCACCAGCACUUUUCCUGUUAAUGUACAAGAGCUCGUCCUGAAGGUGCGCAUCCAGAACACCAACGUCAGGGAGAACGACUUCAUCGAGGUGGAGCUGGACCGGCAGGAGCUGACGUACCGCGGCCUCCUCCGUGUGUGCUGCCGCGAGCUGGACAUCAGCGCAGAACACGUGGAGAAGAUCCGCAAGCUGCCCAACACUAUGCUCAGAAAGGAUAAAGACGUGGCACGGCUGCAGGAUUUCCAGGAGUUGGAGGUGGUGCUGGAGAAAACCGAAAGCUUGUCUCUGUUCUCCGGAGGUCAGGGAGGUCUGACUGACAGACCCUGCUACAACAUGAAGGCCUCCAGGCUCACUUACUAGCUUCACUUCACAGACUCAGUUUACCUGCUUCCUGAAAUCCCAAACGUUGGUAAAUGGUUCAUAUGACACGUUAGCCUUAUUCCUCCUCUCCUUCUCUAACAGAUGCAUCCUUAGUGCCUCCUCCUCCAUUGUAACCGGCUUGUUCUUGUUGAUUUGAAUACUCAAAUCCAUUCAGCUUACAACUUGACUUUGGAAAAUAUUGAAAUGCAUCACUUUUGCAUCACUACCUUGCCUCUAUAUUAUCUUCAGGCAUUUCAUCGUACAUCCAAACAAAUGCAUACUGUCUUAUCGCAAGAGGUCUGUCCACCAUGCUGGCCAAUCGGUCGUUUAGUGGUUUAUAUGCCUUCAUUGAUUGGAGGAAGCCACGCUAAUUUCAUACCAAUGCAUUGAAAUCAAAACCCCUUUUGUUUGCCCAGACAACUCUCUGUGCAAUUUACCAAAACCUUGCCAUUAUCGGGGAAGCGUCCUUUAUAUCCAGCCCUUGAGAGUUCAGUGCUGUAUUUUGAAUGCUGUUCCUUCAAUCACUGUAAGCCAAAUAACUCCUCCUAUAAACUAGCAUGGACUGUUUAAAGUAGAUCAGCCUCAUGUGUGAACACAAAAUGUCCUUUCUUUCUCUUGAACUUGAUAAUGUAGCAAAAGAUUUCUUCGUUUUCCCCUACUUAGGAGCCGAAUUGGAGAUGAAAAAUGGGAUAUUAACCACUGAGAGCUUCCAGUCAGCAUCAUAUUGACUUCUCUGGAGUGCUUAGUUUUCACAUAUCUGAGAAGCAGGGACUGUGUUCAAGAUAAUAGAGGUAAUAGUAGUGGCAUUCUACUAAACACUUUGCUGCUUUAUUGAUCGUAGGCGUUAAAUAAAUUCCUGGUCGCAAUUUUGGUGGGGAUGCUUGAGGUUAGGUUUAGAAGCGGCGCAUAAACACUACAUUGUUGUAAACUAGCUUUUGGACUUGAUAGAGAUUGUGUUACUGUGAGAAGAAUUUCUAAAGAUUUGUCUUACCAAUAGUUUUUAGUUUUUCUCUGAGGGUUUGACUGUCUAACCAAGCAUACGGUCAUUAGACAUUUGUUAACAAUACGCUUCUGUUGUUGAGAUGUACCAUUAGCCUCUUGGAAAGACAUUGAUAAAUUAUUGACAUUAAAUGUUUUUUUAUGUGCAGAUUUGUUUUGUAUUAUAUAAUACUAGAAUCUGAGGAUUAAAUGUAUUAUACGCUUCAGUUGAAAGGAAACCAUCUUGAUUUUUGUUCUUUCAUAUGUUCUCAAUUAACUAAAGGACAGCUGGAAAACCAUACAAUGGAUUUUCUUGUGUUUUUUCUGUGUAUGGUUAACAUGAAUGACAGUUUACUGCAUAUUAACCUAGAUUAAUGCAACUUAAAAUAAAAAUAUUACUUUUGUAAAAUUGUUAAGAUUCA